Messenger RNA from Cyphellophora attinorum, 759 nucleotides. RefSeq lists its product as uncharacterized. The transcript is spliced from 2 exons. Gene Ontology annotation, cellular component: mitochondrial inner membrane. The record is from RefSeq and is a predicted model, not a curated record. Gene Ontology annotation, biological process: potassium ion transport; proton transmembrane transport. NCBI's taxonomy places the organism in Eukaryota, Fungi, Ascomycota, Eurotiomycetes, Chaetothyriales, Cyphellophoraceae. The coding region runs from base 1 to 759 and encodes 252 amino acids.
AUGCGCAUCUUCCUCCUACCAUUGACGACCCGUCAAGCUCUUGUAUACUGCCAGAAACCUGUUCAGCAAGCGACAACCAAGCCCAACAGCUACGCAGACCGUGCUACACAGUAUGCUGCCAAAACAUGGGCGCAGUGGGAAACCUAUGACAAGGGAUGGCGCAAGACGGUGAUCAAGUAUGGCAACGCCGGCCUCAAGCGCAUUCCAUAUCAGGAAUGGGGGCUUAAGAGCUUUCCGCCGGGCACGCCAAAGCAGGAGGCGAACACCUUGACUGAAGGCAAGAGGUAUGAUGUGGUCUAUCCCGGGAAUAUCGUACAUGAGGCAGACGUGCCCAAGGUGCUUUACCGACUGGCAAGGGAGCGGAAGACACUGCAUUGGAAUCGCUUCAUCGGCAGCAUGUUCGUCAUGCCGUUGACUGCGCCGUUUGCUCUGGUACCUGUAGCUCUCAAAGGCUCCGAUCACCUUGAGUUCAUCCUGGAAAAUCGACUAAUCAGGCCAAUCUCGACAAAACAGAUCGAGGAUUUAUACGAAAACCUAGCGCCAGAUUCCCCGGAUUUCAACUUCGUGACCGCAGCACAGUUGGAAGAUAAGACUGUGCCGGAUGAGAAGGUUAUCCUACCGGCUGACUGUCACAACAAGGUCGCUAGUGGGCUGGAGGUGCCUGAGCUCAGCAAUGAGGUCGAGCGCGCUGUUUGGCAAGUUAAUGAAGCUCAGCGCAAGAGCCAAAGCCAAGACUCCUUGAAUCAGGAGAAGCGAUAA